AUGGCUGCUCCUUACGGCGAGGCCCUCCCUCAAGAAGAUCCUACCAGACUUCGCACCCGUGAUGGCCCAAUGAGAGGCUCCAGAGACAACUGGGACAUCUUCUGGCUGAUAGUCCUAUCAACCCUGAUGCCUCCUGUUGCCGUUCUGUGCGUCACUAGCUGCGAUACCCAGUUCGCACUCAACGUGGUGCUCGGAAUGCUCACCUUGGGGAUCGGAAGCAUCAUCCAUGCCAUAUGGGUGGUCUGCUACUACGGCAAAGGCGGCCAUCUGUCUUGGGGUCAACGAAGGAAGCUCGAGCAACAGAGAAUCGCCGGUGCUCUUGCAAUUCAAGCGAAGACUAGACCCCCGCAGGUCUACAACGAAGCAGAUGCCGAUGCUGCGGGUUACGGCGGCUCCAAGUAUCUGUGA
This is a messenger RNA of Diaporthe batatas, 408 nucleotides long. RefSeq lists its product as uncharacterized. Gene Ontology annotation, cellular component: membrane. Bases 1 to 408 code for a protein of 135 amino acids. The record is from RefSeq and is a predicted model, not a curated record. The transcript has 3 exons. Lineage: Eukaryota; Fungi; Ascomycota; Sordariomycetes; Diaporthales; Diaporthaceae.